AAGAAGCUGUCGAACCAGAUCUGAUUCUUCUUCCAGGUCUAGAUCUGAUUCAAGUUGUGAUUCUGGUCCUAUUUUGUGGUCAUGGCUCUGGACUGGAUUGAGUUCAGUUAUGCUGUUCUGGUGUCAGUGGGAGGAGUCGUUGGUUUUGUGAAAGCAGGCAGCGUCCCCUCCCUGGCUGCCGGGCUCCUGUUCGGUCUGUUGGCCGCGGUCGGUGCUUAUCAGACAUCUCAGAAUCCGAGGAAUGUGUGGCUGUCGCUGGGCACCUCCGGAACUCUCACUGUGGUGAUGGGCCUGAGAUUCAUCAACUCCGGGAAGUUCAUGCCAGCGGGUUUAAUGACUCUAUUCAGCGGACUGAUGCUGGUGAGGAUCAUAACUGGGAUGUUGACAAGGCCACACGAAUCCUGAGAAAUACUUAAAUAUAUAUUUUCUGUGUACAAAAAACAUACAUUCCCUCUGUGCAGUCGUCUGUGAGAAGAAUUUAAGUUUAAACAUAAUUUUUCUGGAAUAAAUCAUUUUUCUACAACAACUUU
This is a messenger RNA of Limanda limanda (common dab), 530 nucleotides long. RefSeq names its product transmembrane protein 14C-like. Gene Ontology annotation, cellular component: mitochondrial membrane. The transcript has 4 exons. The record is from RefSeq and is a predicted model, not a curated record. Bases 82 to 405 code for a protein of 107 amino acids. Gene Ontology annotation, biological process: regulation of heme biosynthetic process. Lineage: Eukaryota; Metazoa; Chordata; Actinopteri; Pleuronectiformes; Pleuronectidae.